Molecule: messenger RNA, 1811 nt
Organism: Diaporthe batatas
Lineage: Eukaryota; Fungi; Ascomycota; Sordariomycetes; Diaporthales; Diaporthaceae
Exons: 1
Coding region: 163-1017 (284 amino acids)
Biological process (GO): attachment of mitotic spindle microtubules to kinetochore; protein localization to kinetochore; kinetochore assembly
Cellular component (GO): kinetochore
Source: RefSeq, a predicted model, not a curated record
GCAACACCACGAGACUGCGCGCAGCGAGACUGCGCCUCGAGAUCUGCGAUACACCUGCCCGCAAUACUGGGCGACCCAACACCAUCACUUGACGUCUAUCUCGGUCUGCUCCUCCCUGUCCGAGAAGCCAGACCACCCAGCACGAGCUGGGCAACACUCAACAUGGCAGCGAAAAAGGCCGCGGAUGUAUUGCAUGAACUGGAAGACCUCCAGUCAAACCAUGAGAUUUCAAUCAUCAGACUCAGCGAACCAAUAUCCUCGGCGUUGCCACAGACGGGCCAGGGAACCAACACCGCCCGCACCUCAGACGUGUCCAGCUCAUCCGCAGACGCGACGCCGGCGAGCCUGGAGGCUGACCUGGCGCAUUACAAGGAGUUAUUUGCGAAGCUACGUUUCUCAUACGUCGAGCAGGUCACCAAGGAGAAGUUCAUCCGCGCCAUUGUCGGGGAGCCGCCCCUGAUCGUGACGCCACAGGAGAAUGUUGAGCUGGAGAAGCAGAACGCGGCGGCCAAGGCGCAGCUCAAGGCGCUCAAGAUGGAGGUCGCCGACACGGUGGAGGAGCUGGAGAGAAAGGGACGAGAGCUGUGCAGGAGGUACGAGACCGUGCAGAUGGAGACGGCCACGCUGCGGGAGAUGCCGGGGAGGAUCGCCGGGCUGGAGGAGAGGAUCGCGCAGCUACGGGAGCAGCUGCAGCCUGGUGGGGACCCAAGCCGCAACCUGCCACUGGCAAAGACGCUGGAGCUGGUCGCGGAGAAGAAGCUGCAGAGACACGACCUGGAGAGGCAGCUGGAGCAGCUUCGUGCGCAGGUCCCCCGCAAGAGGAAGGAGAUGGAGAGGCUGCAGACCGAACUGCAGCCCCUUGAGGUCAAGAGGCAGAACAGCCAGGCGGCGGCGAGAGAGGCGCGGCGGAGGAAGGAGCAGGCACUUGGGGGCAUCGAGGAUGACCUAGAGGAGCGGGGCAGGUGGUGGAGGGCUUCCGAGGCAGCACUGAAGCAGAUGUUGGAGAUUGAGGGCUGACUCUGCAUCACCGGACUGUUUUGGCCAUGCAUGUUUGGCGUUUUGGUGUUUAGGAUGGACGGUUGCAAAUUAUACCACGGGGGACGAGCAAGUGUCCCCGCCGCAGCCACUGGGCCGCAGCCUGGUUUCCAGGGGCCCAAGUGAGGGCGUCGAGGGCGUCUGGGCUGUCCAUAUGUAGGAUUUCAGAGCUGUCGCGGGUAGGGAUCUGUUUAUUUGCCAUUGCUCCAUCGGUUCAUCUAUGCGUGCAUCCAUCCAUCCCAUGGCUGGCCUCCAUACGACUAUUACCCACGCAGGUAGGUACUGUGUGCUGUGUACUGUGUACUCAGCGUCCAAGGCGACCAGGAUCCGACGGGCAGCCUGGCAGCCCGGGUUGGCCAUGACGGACCAACAACGGCGUGUGGACUUAUGAUGAAGUAUGCAGUAGUCAUUAGUACUGUGCGAUGAGAACUACACAGUAGUUCAUGUCGAGGAUGACCUGAACAAGGGACUUAAUUAUUGUGAGGUCAUCGUCGUCCCGCAAGCCGCGACGGCGCGAUGGGAUGGAUGCCCUCCCUCCGGAGAAGUCGCCCCCCUUUGGCCGGCCCCCUGCCAGCCUGCCUAAUGCAACCAAGGCCAUUUUCUGUGACAAAACCUUUCGAGGGGCAAUUCUAGGCCCGCCAAAAACUUUUUCAGUGGCGACGUCGUAGCUCCUUACCCCGCGUUUAGCGGGCCCCGGCUGCAAUGCGUUGUUCGAGGACUGCCAGAAAGAAGGCUGCUGUGCUGCUGGGUACCUGGGUAGUACCGCUCGACCUCGC